Spea bombifrons (plains spadefoot toad) is the source of this 2510-nucleotide messenger RNA. Its product is annotated as disintegrin and metalloproteinase domain-containing protein 10-like. The transcript is spliced from 16 exons. The record is from RefSeq and is a predicted model, not a curated record. The coding region runs from base 66 to 2234 and encodes 722 amino acids. Gene Ontology annotation, cellular component: plasma membrane. NCBI's taxonomy places the organism in Eukaryota, Metazoa, Chordata, Amphibia, Anura, Pelobatidae. Gene Ontology annotation, biological process: membrane protein ectodomain proteolysis; Notch signaling pathway. Gene Ontology annotation, molecular function: metalloendopeptidase activity.
CUUGUUCCCUGCAGUCAUACAUAUUUUUCACAUCACACGCUGAGAAAGAUCAGUAUUCUAGUACAAUGCACUCGCUCCAGUAUUUUCCUGUUUUCCUUAUAACUGAAAUCCUGAUUGUGAAAGCUGAGGGCCCAGUGGUUACCUUUGAAAAGAAAAGACCGUUUCUGAAAUACUAUGAGCGAAUAUCAUAUGACACUGAUGCCCUACUUCAGAAUCAUCAAAGAUCAAAAAGAGCUACCAAAGAAGAGGAACAUGUAUUACAAUUGAAACUUUUUGCAUACGAAAGAAAAUUUGAGCUGGUGCUGAAAAAAGAUUCAACAGUUUUUGCUGAUGAUUUUGAAAUUGUGUCCAAUGAAAAAACAGUGCCAGUAGACGUCUCUUUUAUAUACACGGGUGCACUCACAGAUGAAAAGCAAUCAUUCUGUCAUGGGGCUAUCAUCGAAGGUCAUUUUGAAGGAUUUAUUGAAACAAGAAAUGGUACUUUCUAUGUAGAAUAUGAGAAGAAUCACAAUAAUGCCACAGUGGAUUCAUACAUGUACCACGAAUCAGAUAUCGACUACUCUCUAAUGAAAGAUGCAGAAUCUUUUGAUUUGGCUUUACAAAAAUAUCAGCUGUUGGAAAAAAUGACAAGGAAAGCAAAGGUAGAAUCUCCUAUCAGGACCAAGAGAAGUUUGGAUCUAACACUUACAACAUGUCUACUUCAUAUAAAGGCAGAUUUCUUUUUCUACAACAGAUUUAAAAGUAUAGAGAAAGUGAUUUCACAGAUUGCAGCAUUUAUCGUGUCAGUAAAUACAAUUUAUGACAGUGUAAACUUUGAUGGUAUCAAACAUGUCAACUUUAAAGUGAAGAUGUUAAAUGUAAUCCAAGACAAAGACCCCUCUGGUAAUAUGGAUUCUGCUUUUAUUGGGCCAGAGAAGCUUCUAAUGCUACACUCAGAAUCUAACUGGAACAAUUACUGCCUCUCAUACCUAUUAACAAACAGAGAUUACAAUGGGGUCCUUGGACUUGCUUGGAAUGGAAGACCAGGUAAUUCUGGUGGAGUAUGUUCAAAAUUUGACAAGUUUCAAGAUGACCUACAAACACAGUACUCAUUAAACACUGGGGUGGUAACAAUCCAGAAGUAUGGACAAUAUUUACCACCCAGGCUUAUCCAUAUUACACUCGCACAUGAGUUUGGCCACAGUUUGGGAUCUCCGCAUGAUGGAAGUGAAGAAUGUGCAAAGUUCCCAAUCACUCCUGAUAAUAAAGGAAAUUAUUUAAUGUUUCCUUACGCCAUGGAUGGAAUUCAGUACAAUAAUGAUAAAUUUUCCCCUUGUUCAAUAAACUAUAUUUCAAAUCUUCUGCAUGUAAAAAUGGAUCAAUGUUUUGUUGAGAGCGGUUGUCCAAGCUGCGGCAAUCAGAUUGUUGAAGAUGGGGAACAAUGUGAUGUAGGUUUUAAGGAUAAUGACCCCUGCUGUUAUGGUGCCAAGCUCGGAGAUCCACUUCAGUGCACAUUAAGACCUGGCAAACAGUGCAGUUUUAGCCAAGGACUGUGCUGCAAUCAUGCGUGUUCUUACAAAUCAAAAGGAGAACUGUGUCAAGAUGAAGCUGAAUGUACAUUUGAAUCUUAUUGCACUGGCGUAUCUGCUAAAUGUCCAAAACCAUCCCCAAAAAGGAACUACACACUGUGCAACUUUGGAACAAGAAUUUGCCAAAAUGGGAUAUGCCGCCAGUCUGUGUGUCUCAAAUAUGGACUAGAGCAGUGUGACUGUAAUAGUGACGCAAUGCAUGAGAAGUGUCAGCUAUGCUGUCAAUACCCAGGCAAUCCAUAUUCCUGCAAGAACACAAAAUCAGUGGAACUUGAGAAUUUAUUCAACAGAACUCUUAUCCAGCUACCUCCAGGUACCGCGUGUGGACACAGGAAAGGCUACUGUGACAAGUUUCACAUUUGUCGAUAUGUUGAUGCAGACGGGCCUAUUGCAAGACUGAGAAAAUCCUUCCUAAACUUAAUUGAGCUGGAAGAUACUGCAUCAUGGAUGAAGGCACGUUGGUGGGCCAUACUACUAAUUAUUUUAACGCUGGCUGCCUUGAUGGCUGGAACUGUGUUCAUUUUUGGAAGAACUCUGGACACUGGAAAAGGAAAUAAACUCAAAAAGCAAUCAAGGAAAGUCAGCUCGCUUCAGAGAAACCAGGCAGCAUGCUAUGAAAAAGAAUUUGUUGCAUCAGCCUAUGUACAAUAUGAGACUAGAAUGUAAAAAAAAACACUUUUCCACUUCUGUUACAUUUUAAUGACAGCUCUGCCAAUGUGGACAGAUGAAAUCUUAAACAUUUACUAAGUCUUUGUCACACUGAAAGUGAAUUUGUGAUGCAAACUGGAAAACAGCUAUAAAUUUAUUAUCAUAGGCAUGUUUGCUAUGCUCAUAUAUGUGUCCUUCAGACAACUGUAAUUGUAUAAUAAUUAUAAUAUCCUUUGACCCAUGAUGUAUUAUAUUCAUUUGUAGAAAAAUAAACUUGGUGCUUUCAAUACACAA